This is a messenger RNA of Moneuplotes crassus, 707 nucleotides long. Lineage: Eukaryota; Ciliophora; Spirotrichea; Euplotida; Euplotidae. The record is from the annotation of a GenBank genome assembly.
UCUAGAAAAAAUUAAAUUCAUGGAUGAGAUCGUUGAGAUUUAUGAACAUUCAGGUGAAGAGAAAUGUGAGAAACUGAUUUAUGAAAUAUUCUGGAUGAUGAGAGUCACGAUAUACAGAAUUCAAAGAUCUUCCCUUAACUUUGAAUUGAUAGAAUAUCUUUGCAAAGCCACUUUAGCCUGUAGCAGUCCAAAAGUGUUAUCAUGAAUACUUAGCAUCUUCUUGUACAUCAUCAAGCAGUUUGUAGCAGAAAUAAAAUCAGAAAAUGGAAACACAGAAGCUAGAGACAGCUUCCAGAGAGCACGUGGGGAAAUAUACCCAGUCCUUUUUGAAUGUAUUCCGAUUAUUAAGGUAUCAGAAGAUAACUUGAAGUUCAUGAUAAAGAUUCUAGAGCUCACGCUUUUCCCAGAAGACCAAUUAGAUCAACAAGCGGUUGAUCUAUAUGAAGAAACUGGAUUAAGAGAGUUUGUACAAGAAGUUGAAGAUCAUAAAUUCCAAGGUCUAAGAGACAAAGCGAGUGACUUAGAAUUCCGCAUUCAAAAAGGCCAGAGAAUGGAGGAAGACCUUAAAUGUGAUGGAGAAGCACUCUAUUUCGGCUAAAAAUUUGAUAAACUCUUUCUGAAAAAUUCCAUGAAAUCCAUGAGUAAGACAAUUCAGCCCUUACUUCAAAUUAUUUACCAAAUUUUAUCUUAUUGAAAUUGGAAUAUUU